AAUGUAAUAGUGUGAGUGCAAAAACGUAAACAAUUUCAAGAGUUCAAAAUAAAUUUUUCAAUUAUUUUCAUAUAACAAGUAAAAUACUUACAAAAAUAAGCCGAAAAUGGCACAAUCUGUUUCAGUGUCGGUGGAAGCUCCGAUUGAAAAUCAAAUAUUGAGCAUAGACUACGAUGGAACUGAAGUUUAUCAAACCCCAUUAACACAAUCAGAAUAUUUAACACGUAAUGCAGCAAGAAUUAAUUUCACAAAAGCAGCCGAAACAACUGAAGGUGAUAAAAAAGCCGAUGAAGAAGUUUCCACAGUUCCUCAAUCCAGUUUAGCUCCUUUUGAAAAUAUUUUGAUUAAGCUAAGAGAUGCUUAUACAGAAGUUUCUGUUCUUCAUGAUGUUCUUGCUAUUUCUAAAGAGAAACACUAUUUAGUUCUUGAUCCAGUACCACAAGAGCCUGCUGAAACAAAACAAAUGGCGCUUGUUUAUGCUCGAAAGAAAGCUCUUGGAACAGCUGCUAGUGUUCUUAUUGCUGGUGCAGAAAGAUUAAAACGAUGUGACAAUGGGCCUGAUUUCCAAAUAGAAUUGCUUCGACUCCGUCAGAAUUGGCGUUUGAAGAAAGUUUCUGAUUCAAUAAUUGGUGAUUUAAGUUUUCGAACAGCUGGUUCAAAGUUCUUCGUGCCUGGUAAUUUUGAGGUUGUCAAAAAUGACGACACAACACCAUCGAAAUCUUCAGGUACUCCUUCUCCACUUCAAGUUAUCAUUCCAGCAGAACUUCAAGGCAUUGCUUAUAUCAAAGUUGUGACACAAAAGGAUCAAGAAGAUUUAUGUUCAGCGAGUGUCAAUUUACUCAACGAAAACGCUGAAUAUCCAAAAGCAAAAGAAACUUAUUGGCAGAAGAAGCUUGAGUUCGCUCAAAAUGUACUUUUCUGUAAAGAAUUAUUCAACCAAUUGGCAAGAGAAGCUGUUCAACUUCAAGCUGCCAUUCCUCAUGUUGUCAUUGGCAAUCAAAUUCGAGCGACUCUCCUUCCAGGUAUUCAACUGAUUAUCAGCUUGUGUCACACAACUUCUUAUCAAGUGUCUGAAAAUGAAGUGAAAAAGAAGCACGAUGGACAUGAUCAUGUUUUGGAGCAUUCACUUCAUCAACUUCUUCGUGAAGUUCAUCACAAGAAUAUUCAUCAUCCACUUCCACAUUCAGGUCAUGCUUAUGGCAUUGCCAAGAAAAGACUGCUUGCUGGUCCGAUGGCUUUCGAUAGACAUGAACUUUGGGAAAUGACAAAAUCACAGACAUUAUUGGAACAAAUCAUCGCUCAAGCCCAACAUAUUUUUAUGCGAAAACGUACGCAAUAUGUUCUCGAUACAUUAGCACGUGAUGUUAAAGAUCCUCAAAUUGUUUCACAUUGGAACGCUCUCAAUUCACCGACAAUGAGUUGGGUGAAGAUUAAAAUCAAUACUCAAGGCUAUGAUACAAUUUGUCGAACGUCUUUGGUGAUUCAUGUUAAAGAACGUUCACUUAAAGCUAUCUGCAGAGAUGGACGUGUCAUGCAUUUAUCUUAUGAACCACAAGAACUUCGUGACUUGAUACUUACACAAAUAUGUCAUCAUCAAAUUGCUGGACUGCAGUCGCUCGCCAAAUGUAUGGCAUGGCAAUUGUUAUCAAAUUCAACUCAUCUUGGAAUUGGAGCUGUUGAACCACUUGGUAAUGCACAUUCGUGUGUUAUUGCAUCACCAAAUGCCGAUCGAACAAUUGCUGUUCAAGUUCGCUGUGAUCCGCAAAUUGUUGUGAAAGUUUAUAUCUCACAUAGCCCUAAAGAUUUUUAUCCAAGUGGAUUAGUGCAGGGAAAGUUUUGGGAGAAUCUUGGUGGAAACUUCAGAGAAGUUCGUUUCGAUAAAAUGGAAGGAAAAAACUUUUUGAAUAAAAUGGAAUUUCUGAUGGCCGCUUGUACGAAGAAAAAUCAUUGAAGAAGUUGAUGAAUCGCAAUCAGUCAAUUGAAGUUUUAUGUUGAUUUAGUUUUUACGAUUCAAAAUGAGCAUCAUCAUAAACCUUGAAUUUACUGAAAGAUGAAAUUCAUAAAUAAAUAAACUGUUUCAAUGUUUAAGUCAACGAA
Molecule: messenger RNA, 2097 nt
Organism: Clunio marinus
Lineage: Eukaryota; Metazoa; Arthropoda; Insecta; Diptera; Chironomidae
Source: the annotation of a GenBank genome assembly